Solanum tuberosum (potato) is the source of this 888-nucleotide messenger RNA. Its product is annotated as putative F-box only protein 15. The record is from RefSeq and is a predicted model, not a curated record. Bases 1 to 888 code for a protein of 295 amino acids. NCBI's taxonomy places the organism in Eukaryota, Viridiplantae, Streptophyta, Magnoliopsida, Solanales, Solanaceae. Gene Ontology annotation, molecular function: protein binding. The transcript has 4 exons.
AUGGAAAGAAUUGAUCAAUUUGCCGAUUCCUACUUUCUUCCCGAACUUUUGAGAGAAAUUCUACUAAAACUUCCUGCUAAAUCUUUACUUCGAUUCACAGCUGUCUGCGAAUCAUGGCAUUCCGUCAUCACCAGUUUUCCUUUCAUCUCCGCUCACCUCGCACAAACCCCACAUUCUGACACCCUUAUUGUUAGGCGUUACGUCAGUACUUCCAAUAGAGAGCACUAUUCGUUGUUUCAAGAUUCUAAGAAUCAACCAUUUUACUUGAAUUUCACAUCGGAACUGAAUUUCCCGUUGAAUUGCCAACUUGGGUAUUUCAGAAUUAUUGGCAGCUGCAAUGGCAUCCUGUGUUUGGCUGACGAUUUGUUUGGUGAGUUGCGGAGUCUUAUUUUUUGGAAUCCCUCUAUUAAGAAGUUUAUAGCUUUACCUAUGACUUCGAUUAAGCGUCAGUCACCUCAUAUUGUUGUUUUUGGAUUUGGUGUUGAUUUGUCUAAGACGGAUGCUAUAAGUUGGUAUGAGAGGGAGAUAGAUGAUGCUUCAUGUGAAGUAUGGGUGAUGAAGCAGUAUGGAGUUUUGGAAUCGUGGAGUAGGUUGUAUCGUAUAAAUUUGGUUGCAGAUAUGGAGAAAGUAGUCAGAUUUAGCUGCAAUGGCAUCAUGUGUUUGUCUGGCAAAUUGUUUGGUAAGUUUCGGAGUCUUGUUUUGUGGAACCUUUCUAUUCAGAAGUUUAUGACCUUACCUUUCCCUUCGAUUAAGCCUAAGUCGCCUCAUAUGUCUGUUCUUGGAUUUGGUGCUGAUUUGCAUGAGACUAAUGGCUAUAAGUUGGUUAGACUUGUGUAUCGUAAGAAUGAUGUGUUCAAGUAUAAUGGUUUUCCUGAGAUUGAAAUUUAA